CACUAACGCGCAAUCAAUUGGUCGUGUGGUGGCGUCAUCCAUAAUUAUCGUUGCUUUCUGGUUCAGUUGUGUAAAAUAGCUUGUGUUUGAAUAUUGAUAUUUAUUCAGUGUUUUACCUCUUCAACUAAGAAAAUGGGUGAUAGUGAUGAUGAAUACGAUCACAAGAGACGCGAUAAGUUCAGGGGAGAACGCGCUGAGGCAAGUUAUAGAGGUGCAGAGAGACCUGUAAGACCUAGAGAAGAUUGGCAUGAAAGGGAAUGGUCACGUCCAAGACCCAGAGACUACCCUGGACGAAUCAGGGAUCGAGGAUACUCUCCAAGUUUUGAAUCGACUGCCAAAAGGCUCAGAAAUGACUACUACAGUGACAAUUUUUACAGCCAUUAUCCCUCAUAUCAUCAGCCACAACAUAGAGAACCACCACCAACAACUGUGGAAGGCCAACAACCACCGAUGAUGUCAUUCAAAGCAUUUCUUGUGAACCAAGAUGAUAAUAUUACAGACAAUGAGGCGAUCAAAAAGUAUAAUGAUUAUAAACUGGAAUUCCAGAGACAACAGUUGAAUGAAUUCUUUCUUGCACAUAGAGAGGAUGAAUGGUUCCGUUUUAAAUAUCACCCGGAAGAUUCUGUUCGGAGGAAGGAAGAACAAAUGAAAGCUCUUAAGAAACGUGUUGAAGUAUUCUUAGAUAUAAUGAAUUCCGGGAAGUUGAGCCAAGUUAGUAUAGACAGUGCAAAUAAUGAUGAGCUUAUAAAACUGCUUGAUACAGUUGUCAUUAAAUUGGAAGGAGGUUCUGAUGAAGAUAUUUCGUUAUUGGAAGAAGAAUAUGCUGAAUUGGAGAAAAAUAAAGUGGAACAACAACAAAAAACGAAGGACGAUGUCAAUGUUAAUAAUGCUGCUAGUCAAGAGGAGGAAGGCGAAGUUGAGGAGAAACAAUCCGAAGAAAAGCUCGAAGAUGAAGUGGCUGAGACUAAGACAAAUGUUGACGAAGAUAAAGAAGGUGAGGUUACGGAAGAAUCUAAAGAACCCACUGAAGAGAAAGAAAAAUUAGAAUCCGAAUCUGAGGACAAAAUGGAAGAAGAACAGGAUGCAGAGAAAAUGGAUGUUGAAGAAACGACAAAUGAAGAAGCUAAAGCUGAAGAAAUCGCUUCAGACAUUGAGAAAACUGAGAAUGAAACGGUUGAACCAGCUAAGCCAGAAAAAGAAAAGAAACGCAAACGUUCAUUUUCUGGGAGCAGCAGCAGUUCUUCUAGCAGUAGCAGCGAUUCGGAAGACGAAAAGAUGAAACCUGAGAAAGAGGAGGAGAAACCAGAGCCGGAGAAGGAAAGCGUAGAAAAGACAGAGGAGAAACACGAUAAGCCUAAGUCUCUUCAUAAAACGACUUCGAUCUUCUUGCGUAAUCUCGCACCUACCAUCACGAGACAAGAGGUGGAAGCUAUGUGUGCGAGAUACGAUGGUUUCCUGAGAGUGGCGUUGGCGGAUCCUCAGCCAGAACGAAGAUGGCUUAGACGCGGAUGGGUAACUUUUAAAAGGGACGCCAAUAUCAAGGAGAUUUGCUGGAAUUUAAAUAACAUUCGGUUGAGAGAUUGCGAAUUGGGAGCUAUUGUGAACAGGGAUCUUAGUAGGCGGAUCAGACAAGUGAAUGGAAUCACUUCGCACAAGCAGGUGGUGCGUUCUGAUAUUCGCAUUUGUGCUAAAGUAGUGUUGCAUCUCGAUAGCAAAUCGGGUUUGUGGCCUGACGAGGAAGAUAAGGAGAAGCCAGCGCAAACUUUUGGACUGGUUUCGAACAAUCCAGUGCUUCACAAUAUCACGGACUAUCUGAUCGAAGAGGCUAGCGCGGAGGAAGAAGAGCUAUUGGGAUUGGAACCGUCCGCUGAUGCCCAAGAUGCGACGACUACCGUCGAAAGGGAUGAAAAUCUGUUAUCCGUCUUGGACCGCAUUGUUUACUACUUGCGUAUCGUUCACUCCGUAGACUAUUAUAACCAUUGCGAAUAUCCAAACGAAGAUGAGAUGCCAAACAGAUGCGGUAUUCUGCACGCUCGUGGACCACCCCCAACUGCGAAGACCGAUAUUUCGCAAUUCAUUGGUCCCCCUGUGGAAUUGAAGAUGGUGAAUUUCCUACCGGAAAAGCCGCCCAAGGAUGACGUCGUUAAGAACGAUGCGAAAUUAAUAGAGUUGUCUCUGAAGGACGUCUAUAUUGAAAUAGAUAAUUUUGUCCAGGCCAACACUAGAGAACUUUCGAAAGAUAAAUGGUUGUGUCCUCUUUCUGGUAAAAAGUUCAAGGGACCCGACUUCGUCAGAAAACACAUUUUCAAUAAACACGCUGAGAAGAUUGAGGAAGUCAAGAAAGACGUUGAAUUUUUCAACAACUAUUUGAAAGACACAAAGAGACCCAUGUUGGCGGAAACUCCCCAGCCGAAGCGGGAAGAAGCUGCAGCUUAUCCACAUCCUUCAAGCUAUUCCAGUUCUUACGGUGGAUAUGGUUACGGUGGUAUGCCAUCCAGAUAUAAUUCGUAUGCGCAGCGUCCAAGAGGUGGUGGUGGUUUCCAUCCCAGAUCUAGAGGAAACAGUGGGACCGACUACAGAACGUUGGUGCAGUACCGAGAUUUGGAUGCUCCCAGAGAACCAGAAGAGUUUAUUUAAAUAUCGAACGAAAUGAAUUGUAGUUAUAUAUAUAUAUGUUUAUUAUUAUUUUUUUUUUAAUAAUUUCAUGUUUUUAUAGUAAUUUACGUCAAUUUGAACACACAUUACAAUUUAAGUGAAUCUGUUUGUCGAUCAAGCUGUUUUGGUCAAGAGUUAUUAUUAUUUUACAUGUGGUAAAAGCGAACAAUAAAAUAGUUGUGUAUUCUA
Molecule: messenger RNA, 2844 nt
Organism: Nicrophorus vespilloides
Lineage: Eukaryota; Metazoa; Arthropoda; Insecta; Coleoptera; Silphidae
Gene: Ars2
Product: serrate RNA effector molecule homolog
Exons: 10
Coding region: 133-2637 (834 amino acids)
Biological process (GO): primary miRNA processing; mRNA processing
Cellular component (GO): nuclear body
Molecular function (GO): nucleic acid binding
Source: RefSeq, a predicted model, not a curated record